Messenger RNA from Neolamprologus brichardi, 2064 nucleotides. RefSeq lists its product as uncharacterized. Gene Ontology annotation, cellular component: central element. The record is from RefSeq and is a predicted model, not a curated record. NCBI's taxonomy places the organism in Eukaryota, Metazoa, Chordata, Actinopteri, Cichliformes, Cichlidae. Gene Ontology annotation, biological process: meiotic DNA double-strand break processing involved in reciprocal meiotic recombination; oogenesis; spermatogenesis.
AUUAAAACAAUGUCAUUUCCUGAAGAAGUCUCAGUUCCUAGCCUUUAGCUUUAGCAUCAAUAGCUCUGAAGAACGGGAUCAGUUGAUGUGAUAAUAUUAGCCUCAAAGUAUAAAAAUGAAUGACCAGGAUUCAUUUGAUAAUAUUGACCAGCUCCUCUUUCACCUCGCUCUUCAAACUCGGGAGCUAUCUCAAAAGAAGAAUGAAAUUAACCAACAGAUUAAAGUUUCCAGAACCAACAUUGCUGAGAAGAAGUCUUACAUUGAAGCAAUCAACAGAAAUAUUGAGCAACUUGAAGAGGAAAUCAGUGUGAAACAGAGCACUGUAACACGUAAUAAAGCAAAUGCAAAAAGGAUGAAGGCGACUAACGGCCUGCUUCUUCAAUAUGAGCAGACGUUGAAAGCAGAACUGGAGAAAAGAAAAGCCAACUACAACCAUGACACGGAAGUCUUUCAAGAAAGGAUUGCAAGCUACAGAAAGAUUUUCCAGGAGCAUAAAGAAUAUUAUUUACAAAACCCUCUUGCUGAAAAGCUCCUCGUGCUGAAGGCUGAAAAAGAGGAAAUUGAAUGUAGGAUCAAAGCUUGGGAUGAACAAAUAACAAUGAAGCAGAAGGAGCUGGACCAUCUUACUGGUCCAGUAGUUACUUCAUUUUCCACCGAGAAACUGCCAGAUAGUGCUUUUGGCUUGCAGCCUGUAACAGAACAAGAGAAUGGAUUUGAUCAUCAGACAGCCAGGGACAGAGAGCCUUCCAUUGACAUAUCCUCUCUGCAUCUCAAUCAGACAACGAGUGGUCAUAAAACAUCUGAUGAAGAGGUAAAUGCUGAAGAGAUCCAUGAGGAAAACAUCCAGGAUUUACCCACCUGUAGUACUUCUCCAGAGAAAGGAAGUAAGGAGCUGUGGUCCAGUCAACAGUUUUGUGACCGGAAUCAGCCAGUGGACAUGCACACUGAGGAGCAGAAAGAGGAGACUUCACAAGAACAUCAGGAGAAGCUGCCCAGAGUUUUCUAUGCAGAGGAGAUUUUUGAGAGUGAGAUGGAGAAGGGAGCAGCUACACAUGAAGAGCAGCCACCACGCGACAAGGACGAUGAGGAACUCGCUACUUCUUCUCAGCCUCCAUCUCAGGAGACUGAUCCUCAGUCAAAAAUUACAAUUGCGUCUUCAACCCCGACAUUCUCAUUUAACUUUAGCCCAGCCAGCUCCAAAGAUCAAGGGAGCUCUGAGACCAAAUCUCCAGCUUUCUUGUUCUCUCUGAACUCUGAUCCCAACACACCAGGCUUUCCUGGAUUUGGAUUUGAUGUGGGCUCAUCACAGGAGGAGGACUUUUUCGGUUUCACUGGAUCUUUGUUCACUGAGAAGAAUACCGCUGAAUCUAAAUCUUCAAGCAGCCCUCAAUUCCUGUUUGACCAACCAGAGACAUGCGAGGACUUCCAGUUUGCUUUUGCCACCAAGAGCCCUCAAUCAGCUAAAAAAGAAAAUAGUGGAAAUGAUUUUCCAUUUUCAUUCAAUUUCUAAGAGCUGUAAAAGUGUUUUCAAGUUAAGUUCUUCCAUCUUCAUUUUCACACUAAUCUUCUUAUGUUGUGACAUUAGCAGGAGCUGAAAUAGCAACACAUUUUUUGCUCUGUUGAGCGGUCAUUAUUAAUUUGCAGGUUUAACCUAAAGUGAAAAUUCAAACAACAAUUAACUGAUUUCUAAUAGAGUUCAAUAGAAUUUUAUUUAAGACAGAUAUAGAGACAAUAAUACACACGUAAGUUCAUAUUCCUUUACAGAUUUCAUUGUUCAUGUGAAAUAGUUUUUUGUGAAGUUUAGUUUGUUUACAGGUGUCUGUUCAUAUUUUGCUGUUUGCUGUUCAGUUUAAAAGGCAGAAGCAGUUUUCAGUCGAACAGUAUUAAAAAAAACCAAACGAAGACACUUAACUGGCCAUUUCAGGUCACAUUCAGACAUUUCAUGUGUUAAAUAAGAUUAUAUAAGAGUAUCUCAAUAAACAUUUAGUAGCUCUUAUUUAUAGCUAAUAAAAUAUUAAUAAAACUCUGUAAUAAAACUGUUAAAAAGAUUCCUUUAUCAUAUGA